Messenger RNA from Penicillium angulare, 360 nucleotides. RefSeq lists its product as uncharacterized. The record is from RefSeq and is a predicted model, not a curated record. Bases 1 to 360 code for a protein of 119 amino acids. Lineage: Eukaryota; Fungi; Ascomycota; Eurotiomycetes; Eurotiales; Aspergillaceae. The transcript is spliced from 2 exons.
AUGUCUUUCCAAAACAUCGGCCUCCGCAUGGGUGGCGUAUCCAGUGCCGUAUUCGCCGGUCAAGGUGUUUUCCUUCUGGGAAAUGCAUUUUACAGCAUUAUGUACCCAUCCUCAGUUGCUACAUUUGAGGGAUCCUCUUUGAAAGGAACUCCUGAGGGCGCUGUCCAAUGCAUUGGGUACACAUUCCUACCAUUGACUCAAACCGAUCAUACUCUGAUUAUGGCCUCUUCUAUUCCUUCUCGACUGGUGGCUGCUUGGAUAAUGUAUCGCAAUGGUGGUAAUUGGGUAGCAGUUGCUGGGUUUGAAACCUCCAUGGCGGUUUUGGCUAGCGCAGCAUUGAUUUGGGAUCGGUACAUGUAA